AGAUCAGUCAUUGGCAUUGACACAACAAGAGCAUUUUAAUAUUCUUUACAUCAACUUUCUCUCCUCUCUUCUCUUGUCUUGAGGCUUGUUUCCAUAAAUAUAAUCAAUCAUGGCCAACUUUGAAGACCCUUGGGCAAAGCAUCACGCCUGGCGCAACAGCACCAUCUUCACACGCUCUGCUCGCAUCCGCACCAUGUUUCCCGGCCUCGGAAUCGCCUCGGUUGCAUUUGCCGCAUAUCUCGGAUACGAGUACAUUACCGCACCCAAGGCUGAUGCCCAUCACCACCAACACGGCGAGACUCACCACUAAAUUCAGGGAACCAUCAAGAUGGCUUUGUCAGGAUGCGGGAAAGAAGUGAACUAGAGGCGUAUCAAAAAAGACGUAAUGCUUUUACCCGUAUGAGUAGAAAAAAAUAAUAAUAAUAAACAAGG
This is a messenger RNA of Lobosporangium transversale, 432 nucleotides long. RefSeq lists its product as hypothetical. Lineage: Eukaryota; Fungi; Mortierellomycota; Mortierellomycetes; Mortierellales; Mortierellaceae. The record is from RefSeq and is a predicted model, not a curated record. Gene Ontology annotation, biological process: electron transport chain; mitochondrial respiratory chain complex I assembly. Bases 110 to 310 code for a protein of 66 amino acids. The transcript has a single exon. Gene Ontology annotation, cellular component: mitochondrion.